AUAGGUUUCGGGAAAGGCACCAGCUACUCUACCCGGUCCAGUAGAUUUGGAGUCGAAGUCAGACAUUGUAGUAUCGAGGGACAAGCGGUGAUCUCUCACGGACUCGGAGAGGAACUAUUUGGUAAAAACUUUUUGCUGCUUGAAUUUUGAAGGUCACCUGGCUUGUUUAAUUAAUCGGUGCUGAAGAUUGUUUUUGGAAUCUUCACAUCGGUGGUACGUACCGGACAUAGGUUUUGAAUUUGGACAGUGAUGUGGCUUAGGUGGUUCAAUAGGUACCUAGGUACCUAACAGGUAGCCACAACCUUAGCCGAGACACUGUGGCUGGAGUCUUAGGCGAGAAAUGAAUUUAGCCGUGGUUUACCCCAAUCACGCACACAUCUCAAUUCAGCGCAAAAAUCGGUUUGACUAACUGGAGCUCUACGAAACAUUCCGCAACAUUCAACCACCGACAACUUUCGACAGCGCAACCCCUAUAACCGCCGUCAAAAUGGUCAACAUUCCCAAGACCCGUAAGACCUACUGCAAGGGCAAGGACUGCCGCAAGCACACGCAACACAAGGUCACUCAGUACAAGGCUGGCAAGGCCUCUCUAUUCGCGCAAGGAAAGAGACGUUACGACCGAAAGCAAUCCGGUUACGGUGGUCAGACCAAGCCUGUGUUCCACAAGAAGGCUAAGACAACGAAGAAGGUCGUGCUAAGAUUGGAGUGCGUUGCCUGCAAGACUAAGCUACAACUGGCACUGAAGCGAUGCAAGCACUUCGAACUUGGUGGUGACAAGAAGACAAAGGGUGCCGCUCUGGUGUUCUAAACGCGUUUCCUACUCGAGUCAUUGUGCACGUUCUUCAUUCAUGGCAAUAGGGUGGUUCAUUACGGCCGGGCAUUCACUGGCGACGGGAGUCUUUGAUACUCG
Messenger RNA from Daldinia decipiens, 910 nucleotides. Its product is annotated as zinc-binding ribosomal protein. Gene Ontology annotation, molecular function: structural constituent of ribosome. The transcript is spliced from 6 exons. Gene Ontology annotation, cellular component: cytosolic large ribosomal subunit; ribosome. The record is from RefSeq and is a predicted model, not a curated record. Lineage: Eukaryota; Fungi; Ascomycota; Sordariomycetes; Xylariales; Hypoxylaceae. The coding region runs from base 488 to 808 and encodes 106 amino acids. Gene Ontology annotation, biological process: translation.